Molecule: messenger RNA, 5184 nt
Organism: Trichoderma citrinoviride
Lineage: Eukaryota; Fungi; Ascomycota; Sordariomycetes; Hypocreales; Hypocreaceae
Exons: 2
Coding region: 1-5184 (1727 amino acids)
Biological process (GO): telomere maintenance
Cellular component (GO): nucleus
Source: RefSeq, a predicted model, not a curated record
AUGGCAUCUUCAGCAGCUGCGGCUCCAGCAUCGAACCUCGAAUCGCUGCCACCGCGGCCUCCGACGCCUCCCCGGGAAGCAGGCAAGGAAGGCGACCCGAUUGUCAAGACGAUCCUGAGCCGCGCCUCUUCGUCCGAUCCCCAGGACAGUCUCCAGACUCCUCCAACCGCCAACACGCCCACGUCGACCGAUGUGCCAGACUCCAAGUUGAUGUCAAGCCGGACAAGGAAGAGGGUUGUCUGGUCGGCGCAUACUGAGUACAAGGAUCCAAUCGACUAUCGCUCCAUUGAAAGGCUGCACAGGUCCUCUCCUGUCCCUUCGCCUGCCUCCAAGCCGAUCAAGGGCAUUCUCAAACCGUCUCCCUCCCCGAACCCGCUCGUUUCGUCCGGUGCCGAAUUUGACCUGGUCCUGGGCCAGCCAAACAUCAUCGAAAUGUUGGACUCGACAAUCAAGCAGCUGGCUGGUGCCGAUCGCGACUCGAAGCUCGAUGCGUACAUGACGCUCGCUAGGGCCUUGAAGGCUUCCAACAACCUCCCUGACCGAGUUGCUUUGCAAGACAAGAUGAGCCUGUUUAUGCACUUUAUCCAGCGUGACAUCACGUCGAAAAACGAUUCCGGAGCUCUCGAUUCUUCGCUGGUCAACCACGCCCUCACGCUGCUCGCCACCUUUCUUCACUUCCCUGCCAUUGCCUCGACCCUCACCUCCGACUUUGGAAUAUUCAUUGUCGACCACUCUAUUCGCGCUUUCGAAGACCCCAACUCUCCCAAAGACGUUGUGCGACAUCUGAUGCAGGUCAUUGCCUUUCAAAACUUCUCGCCCAAGGUUAUGACAUCGGAUCGAGUGGGACGAUUGGUUGCGGCGCUGCAUCAGAUUGAGAACCACCUCAAAGGCAAGAGCAUCGUCAUGAGCCGGAUACACAUAUAUAAGCGGCUUGUCAAACAGGCGCGCUUGCAUAUGGUUACUCAUUCGAACUGGCUCAAAGAUAUGCUCCUGGAUAUGCUGAGCACUAUCAAGGAUAUCCGAGCCCAGGCAAUCAGUCUUGCAACUGAGGCCGGAUUCGCUCUGCGGUCAGAGAAGCAGCUUAUGCGUAAAGCCAGCGAGAUUUUCCAGACAGCGGAUGACGAUCAAACCUACAUCCAAUAUUACAUCAAGAAGCUGCAGGACAUGCUCAAGGACAAAUCAAGCGCCUCAGCUGUACCGCAAAUAUGGAGUGCUAUCAUUCUUUACAUGCGGUGCCCGCUAGAAAGGUGGCAACACUACGGUCCUUGGCUAACGCUCGUCCAGUCUGCCUUCAACUCAGCAGAUGCCACUACAAAGCAGGAAGCAAACUUUGCCUGGAAUCGGUACAUCUACCUUACCUUGGCUGAUAGCAAAGCCAGCCCAAAGGUCCUAGGAACCCUCUGCCAGCCUCUCUUGAGCCAGCUACGAAGACGGGCAAACCCAAGACAGUUGGAAGAGGCCGUGAGACUCCAGAGAACAGUCAUUGGUGGGGUGUGUAACUUAUACUACUAUGCGUUCGCUCCAGGGAAUGAUAAGCUCUCCCUCGAUUCGACAUGGGACGUUGCCGUUGAGCCAGUUAUAUCCCAGCUUAUUGAUCUGGAUGGUAAGCCCGAGAUACCAGGAGACUGCCUCAUGCAAGCCGGUCGUAUCUUGACAAGUCUCUUGGACGUGAUCACCCCUCGCAUGUGGAGACAGGAUCGUAUCAUGGAGAUCCCCCCUGCAAACCCAGAUGAGCUGCCACCCUUGGAUUCGAAAUGGGUAAGGCGAAACUGCGACAAAGUCUUUGGAACGGCUGGCCCCAUUCUGGAAAGGAGAUUCCAUGACUUGGCCAACAAAGAAUCUUUAUUAUAUCGACUGUGGAAUGCUUUCGUCGGGGCUGUUGCGGCGGCAUCGGCGAAAGAUAUCAAAGUAUCAGAAGAUACAGUCAAGUUCUUUGCUCACACAUUUGGCCUCCUGUCCAAGAUCUGGAGGACCGGAAUACCUUCACCCUCGAACUUGCCCGUUUCAGCGUUUCUAGCAAGUAUCAGGAAUUUCAUCGACAUACUAGUCAAGGCGCUGGGGAUGCUUCCUUUCACCGAAAAGAAAUUGGCCAUGACAGUAGUCAACACCUACGAAUCGUUUGCAACACCCUCACAAAACCAGGGUCGAUCAAGCUUUCCGGGAAUCGUUCGGACCCCUCUACAUCACCUUUUCUCACUGCUGUCCUCUAUUCCCCCGGGUGUUGCUGAUGACGAAGCUCUGUCCGAAUUCUUCCUUUGCGUCUUCGAGCCGUUCUUCCAUGGCAAACCAACGAAAACCCGCCUGGAGCAAACACAGGAGCUCUUGCAACUACUCCCUCGAGACUCGCCAUCCCCCUCUGGGCCUUGGCUGCUAGCGGCACAGAACUUGUCUCUGUCCUUGGACAACGAGUCUACCAACAAUCUGACAGGCAGUGGCAAACUACUGGGACUAAAGUAUCGAGAUAUCGCUUCACUGCUUGAGCGCGGUCUCGUUGUACAUCCCCAGCUUCCGUCGGAACGAUGGCUAUCGCUGUUUGAGCGACUUUCCGAACACGUUGCUCAGCAAGUUGGCGAUGCUGGCCGUGCUCUCGUUGUUGCUGAGCCCCUGGCAAAGGCGCUGCUGGUCUGUCAUGAGAGAAGCGACAGCCAGAAGCCAUCUGCAACCACUCUCAAGGCAAUUCGAGUGCUUUUUGAUGUUGCCAAGCUCCCGCGUGAUCACACUGCUUUGAAUACUGCACGGCAACGGCUGUGGGGAACAUCCCUAACGGCUGCACGAGCAGGUUCACUGGAUCCAUUCGACAAUCUUUACAGACUCGGUAACCAAGUUUUGCAGACUUUCUACAACAGGAUGUCCGUUUUCGACGCCAACGCUGAGAUAGUACCUUUGAUGGAGAGCAUCGAAGGCUUUCUUGUCAGAUGUUUCUCUCAGCUAGGUGUCAAGGCCUUUACGAAUUUCCAAACCGGCCUAUGCUUAUGGAUCGAGGAUGAGAAAUCAUGUUAUGAGCAUGACGAGACAUCAUCACUCUCAAAGACUCUCAUUCAUCUAUGGGAUCGGAUAUCAGCCGAAGUUGCGGGCCGAGGGCGGCUAACAAGGGACGAGUUCAGUCAGAUGGAGCCACUCCUGACCUCUGCUUUCAAGAGCAAGCUCCCUGCCAUUGUCGACAGGACAAUAGACCUGUGGAAUGUCCUUGCUCAAGACGAAGAGAACUUGGCUUGCUCGGACAGUUUGAAGUCAAUCGCUUCCGACGCUGGGUCAAAGAAACAACAGCUGUUGGCCGAGGCUGAGAAGGCUGGCGGUGCAUUUGGUGCUCAGGAGCCCUCCCUCAACACCCCGCCGGAUGGAAGCGGGCUUGUUGUGCUUUCGUCAAUUUCAUCUCGUUCGGGUAACCAAGCGGCUUCAAGCUCAAGGGCAACUACUCGAAUGUCCGCCCAGAAGCGCCGCAAGGAGGAGACUCUCGAGACAAGCCGCACAAAGUCAACAAAGCGGAGCGGCACUCCCAAGCUCCGCCAUGACGACUCUCAGGUCAUGUUUACCCUUGUUCCAUCAUCAUCUCCGCCCCCAGCAGACGGUUCCCAGCACCUCACGGAAAGGCAAAAGGAAGUACGGGAAAGGCAGCGUGAAGCCGAGCGGAUCUAUUCAGAUAUGCGAACAAGCUCGUCACCUCCUCCCAAGGAAAACUCGCCUGAACCCGCUGAAGCCUCAAGCCCCGCUGAAGUCCAGGCGGGGGAGACAACACCUCGUCGUACGUCCUUUGAUAACCUGAUCAGCUCAACACCGACUCCUAGACGAGGCCAACUCAUGCAGGUGGAUGACAACGAUCCACCCUCCUCGCCGCCAGUACCUCGGCCAUACCCACUCCUUUCGGAGAUCAAGUCUCGCUCGAGGAUCGACAACUCACUGGAUAGCUGGGAAUUCUCAUCACCCCCAGGCUCGCCAGGGAACAAUGCUCAAGAGGCAGCCUCAGAGGUCCAGCUGCCAGGAGAGAAAUCAACGGGCAAGGCCAGCGAUAGAGCUCAAACAAAAUCAGUCGGUAUCAACUAUGAGAGAAUCAUUCCCUCCAGUUUCAUUGAAGAGGAUGAUGACUCCUCGGACUUGACGGACCUAUCGGACAGGAACGCCUCGCCCUCGCCGGAACCACCACGGCUUCCCGAGACACCGACCAAGAGACGGCUGUUACGCGAAGCUGCCCGCAUGGAGGACAGCCCGAAAUCAGGUGAUGACGAAUUCGUCGAUGCCAGGAGCAGCCCUGAGAAGCCACUCGUUCCGCGGGCUACAGACACAUCCUUUGCUCUCAGCGAGGGAGAUGAGAGUCGAAUGGUGAAACUUGCGGAGCAAAUCGAGUCGGGCGGCGCUGGUCUGCAGGACACCAUUGAGGUGGCUGCAGAUAGCUCCGACGAACAAUCCAGCUCCGAAGAGCCUCGGGCACCAUCCCCUCCCAGGACUCGCAGGGCAGCUAAGCGCGCCAAUUCUGUGGUCAUUCCUUCUACUCCCGCGGGACCUGUUAAUGACAGUGAGGGGGCGGGGAGCAAGAAAAAGAGGAAGCGGUCAAGGUCCCGGCAGAGUGAUUGCCGUUCGAAGAAGCAACGCUCAGAAACCCCCAAGCCUGCAAAGGACGUUGACAUGCCGGUGGCAAGCCAGGAGGUAACCGAAGCUGCAGGUAUGGAGACAAGAGGAAGUGCUCGAAGGCACCGCCAGCAGCGCCAGCUGGAAGACAGUAAGAAGAAGACGGAAAUUUCAAAGAAGCGGUCAAGCAAGCGGAACAAGAAGCGGCGCGGCGUAGACACGGACGACGAAGCGGCGUCGCAGCUGGCCAAGGAGACCGUUGCGGCUGCUGCUGACAGCCAGGAAGCGAGUGGGACUACGGAAGACGAGGUACUGCCAUCUACGAAUGAUGAGCCACAGCAGCCAUCCCUGGAACAUGUCGUGGCAGAUGUGGAUGUGGCGAUGGAUGAUGCAGCAGCAGGGGCAGACGAAGCGGAAAGCGAGCCGCAAGCUGCAGAGCCGGAGGAGGCGAAGAAGAAGAACGACGUGGCCCUAACGAUCAUGGAGACGCUACAGAACAGCUUGGAGCAGCUGCGUCAAGUGGCGCUACCUCGGAACGAAGUGUACAAGAUGGAAGACGUGUUGAUGGAUCUGAAGCGCGAGCUGUUUGAAGCAGAGAGGCGAGGGAGGCAGAGCUCCUAG